CUGAGUCCGAUAUUUCCGUUGACCUGUGACCAAGGGAAAAAGUGGAAGAGUCCGAGUGGAAUUUUGUACGAUAUGCCUGAUCAGAUUUGGACAAUCACAACAGUGCCAGGUGGACAUACGACCUCUGAGGUCGACACCUUCAAGUCCUACAAUGACGUCAGAGAAUCCAUGAGUGCCAACGCUGGUCUAGAAGCAAGUUACGGAUUUUUCGCUUUCUCGGGAAGUUUUUCCUACAGAAAACUACAGAGUUUAAUCACCAGCAGUUCAAUGUACAUGUCUGAAGUUACAGCUUUUGCUGGGGCGAUCCGUGCCGAUGUCAACGCAGCGGAGAAUUUAGAAUUGGAUACAUUUACACAAAAUUACAUUGACCGUUUUCUGACAGACACCUACGAAAGUAAUCCCGAUGCUUAUAAUAAAUUUAUUGAGACUUACGGUACGCAUUACUUCGCUACAGGAAAAUUUGGAGGCUAUGUCAGGAUGAUGUUCGAGGCUUCACAAGACUACUACUCAUCUCAAACUGAGAUCCAAAUUGAAGCCAAUGCUAGAGCGUCUUACAUGCUAGCGGUUUCUGUUAGUGUCGGAACCUCCACAACAAAUCAAAAAGUUGACGAAACGUUUAAAUCCAACACUAAAAAAACAAUCAAGUACUACGGAGGCAACACCAACCUGCUCAAUGACCAACCAGAUUUCUCAAAAUGGCUCCCAACUGUAGAAAAUGAUCCGUGGCUAUUCUCUGGCAAUUUGAAACCAAUCAGCAACUUGUUUAGAAACGCAACAAAGAAGGCGUCUAUGGUGGCAGCAGUAGAGAACCAUUUAAUAAGAAGUUAUUUAGGAGAAUUGCAAUAUCUUAUAAAUGUAGCCAAAUCUAAGUCUGAUAAUUUUAUAAUCAGAAGAUUCUUGACUACAUUGAAUGAUUUGAAAGCUACAAAAGUUAUUCCCAAACCUGCUGUUGAAGGUUUAUCUAGAGAUCUACAAGAAUUAAUGUCCGUCCCCAAAUGGUUUCUAGCCUCCACCAAGUUAUGUUUGCAUUGGUUGCCUACCGGCGAUCGAAAUCAAUGUGGAGGAACAAAUGAUCCUCAAGACAUUUGUGCUAAUAUCAACUCAAUGACUGAAUGGUACCACGACAGUACUGACCAACGAAGCGGAGGUUGUAAGAUGCAAUGGGGAAUCUACUCAUUGGAGCCUAACCCACCAGAAUGGCUGCACGAAAUCAAGAUAUGCUAUCAGUGGGACCUAGACAAAAGUAUUAAUGACGAUAAGCAAUGCGGUAUUGGCAAAGGAUACAAUUACUGCGGAAAUAUCAACUCGUUGUCUAAUGAAUAUCUCGACGAUACGAGCCAAAAUAGGGGUGGUUGCAAAAUUCGGUGGAUGCUUGAAAUCCCUGGCUACGUCCCAUACUGGAUGAAAGUGUUACAGGUUUGUUUCAAGUGGGAAGCUGAAGGUGAGGCGGCACAAUGCGGAGGCGGCGCCCCACCAUACCAGUGUGUUCCGGCCACCAAUUGGACUGAGUAUUACGUCGAUUACACAGACGACAGAGCAGGCGGCUGCAAGCUGAGCUGGGGUUUAAAGACCUCCUAUUAG
Physella acuta is the source of this 1581-nucleotide messenger RNA. RefSeq names its product perivitellin-2 67 kDa subunit-like. NCBI's taxonomy places the organism in Eukaryota, Metazoa, Mollusca, Gastropoda, Physidae. The record is from RefSeq and is a predicted model, not a curated record.